This is a messenger RNA of Metarhizium robertsii ARSEF 23, 651 nucleotides long. RefSeq names its product C2H2 type zinc finger domain protein. The transcript has a single exon. The record is from RefSeq and is a predicted model, not a curated record. Bases 1 to 651 code for a protein of 216 amino acids. Lineage: Eukaryota; Fungi; Ascomycota; Sordariomycetes; Hypocreales; Clavicipitaceae.
AUGGUCGACCCGGCGGACCAGAGUACUGGUGACAAGGAAUCAAGAUCAUGGCAGACACCGUACAAACCGAAACAGCAAACAUCUGGAGUUCGGAAGUCACAGAAAACCGCCGAGAGACGUUUUGUUCCCGACAAGCAGGCAAACUCCGUCAUACAACUAGGAACUCCACAGUCUACAGCAAGGGAACCACCUCAUGGGUUACAGCCACCAAGCCCCGGUCAUCAGAAUCCAAGCCCGGGGGAAUGGCAGGAUGCCCGCCCCAAUGCACCUCUACAAACAGACAGUGCCUCCCCAUCCAGCAUGGACGCCCGGACAUGGGAUAAUUUGGGUACGACUGAACUCCCAGAAUAUGGUCCUAGCUUGAGCGUAACCGCAAGUGACAAUGUAUGCAUAACCACGCCGCCAGAUCUGGGGGAUUGGAAUGACAUGGACGUCGCUGGGUUGUCAUUUCUACAGGAUGUAACACUCCGAAAGGCGCCAGAGUCUGCUGAUAUGAGCGGUAACUCGCAUUAUCAGGUUGGUGCAAGUACGCACUGCAUCUUUGACUCCAGCAGUAACGAGUGCAGUGACACGAAACCGGACGGGGCACCUGGCUGCUCCAUGAAGACGAACUCGUGUCUACAGGAAUUAGUCUCUCAUCUGUUGCGAUAA